GCAUUUCUUUCCAGAAGCGAGAUGCCUCGGCGCGCCCUCGCUCGCCAGUCUUUGCUAUUGUUGUAAGAGAAUGGUAAGAGGAUUUCCUACGAACGAAGCCACACUCCGAAUAUGACGAGAGCUCGAAAAAUCGACAUCAGCUCUCACACAGCAGCUUAACCUCUUUUUAACCCAUCUCUUCUGAUUUUUUUUUUUUUUUUUAGCCAGCCAAGGACGGCAGCUACGCUGUGUAGGAGGAGCUAGCGGCGUGUUUCCGCUAAAGAACAGGCCGAGGCGGCGAUCUCUGAAGACCUACUGUUAACAACGGCCGGACAGUUGGGAGCUAACACAGGAAAUUGCUUAACUACAGUUUUACUACGGCUUUGUCACCGUGGGAGCCGCGGGGUUUUCACCGUUCAGGUUCGGGAACAAGAACGGGCGGCAGCUGGACCGUGUGAGCGAUGGAAGCCGAGUUUUGGGAGAUCGACGAAAAUGGGAUUUGGAACUCCGUGUAUGAGGAGAUUCGCCAGCAGUCUUGUGAAUUACCCUGCAAGGUUGCCAAGUUUCCCGAAAACAAGAAUCGGAACCGUUACAGGGACGUCAGCCCCUUUGACCACAGCAGAAUAUGCCUGCAGCUGGGAGCAAACGACUACAUUAAUGCCAGCUUAAUAACUGCAGAGGAGGCGCAGAGAAAUUACAUUCUCACUCAGGGACCCCUUCCAAGUACAUGCGGCCAUUUCUGGGAGAUGGUGUGGGAGCAGAGGACCCGCGGCGUGGUGAUGCUGAACCGGGUCAUCGAGAAAGGCUCGAUCAAGUGUGCCCAAUAUUGGCCACAGAGGGAGGAGAAAGACGCCGUCUUUGAAGACACCAACUUCAGGGUGACUCUGGUCUCGGAGGACAUCAAAUCGUACUACACAGUCCGACAGCUGGAGCUGGAAAAUCUGUCGACUCAGGAGACUCGUGAAAUUUUACAUUUUCACUACACCACCUGGCCGGACUUCGGGGUCCCCGAGUCCCCCGCCUCCUUCCUCAACUUCCUCUUCAAGGUGCGAGAGUCGGGCUGUCUGAACGCAGAGCACGGGCCGGUGGUGGUGCACUGCAGCGCCGGGAUCGGACGCUCUGGGACCUUUUGUCUCGUGGACACCUGCCUUUUAUUGAUGUCCCUUCGGAAAGACCCGUCUUCGGUGCGCAUCCGAGAGGUGCUGCUGGAGAUGCGGCGUUAUCGGAUGGGCUUGAUUCAAACGCCAGACCAGCUUCGCUUCUCCUACCUUGCCGUCAUCGAAGGUGCCAAGUACAUCAAAGGAGACACAUCUCUCCAGGAGUCAUGGAAGGAGCUGUCAAAUGAGGAAGAUGAUCCUCCAGAGUUCAGCCCUCCCCCACCUCUCCCCCCUUCCAGAGACCCUCACAACGGCCGAGUGCAGCCAUCUUUUUUCCCAGAUAAUAUAGACGUCAUCCAGUGUGUGAAAACAUCCCCACAGGGCUUUCACGUCGUCUCUUCACUCAGGUCCUCACAGGACACGGAGCUACGGAAAAGAAACCCAGCCGCCCCGCCGCCGCCGCCGCCUCCAGACAGAGGGGAUCUGCUGGACGAGCACGUGGCGAUCCAAGACCCGGCCAAUAAAUCCCAGCAGCCGGAGGAGACGGAGGAGAAGGAGGAGACGGAGGCGCUGUCGGCGGGACCAGAGCAGCCAAAGGGAACCUGUCCUGUGCCGGGGGUCUGGUCCCCGACUACAGCCCACGUGUGCCUGGGCACGGCGCUGGCUCUCAGUGCUUAUGUCUGCUAUCGCGUCUAUUUCCACUGAUGUCUAUCCUUCCUUCCUUCCUUUUUCAUUUAUUUUUGUUUUUGUUUUUUUCGUUCCAUGAUGUCGCAAAAGUGGACCUGGCUGGCGGGUCGGCCGGCUUUGACUCUGAGUGGCUGGUCGGUGAUAGUUUGGCGCUCAGCUGAUUCGGGUUCACCUGUGACGAUAUUAGAAAUGGUCGGCUGCCUCUUUUUUUUUUUUUUUUUAACCCAAACUUCCUCUGUGUAUUGCCAUCUCCAACGCUCAGGGCCUCGGUUUUCUCAGGUGCCACAUCCCAAACGUGUGCGCGCCGACCCAAACGCAGACUCGCCGUAAAAAAAACACACGUCGGUCUGCUGAGGCGAAGGGGUUUCCAUUGGGACCGCUGGUCUGGGCACCAGGACCAAUGACCUCUGCCUAAUUGUCAUGCAUCUUUUUUUUUUUUUCUUAUUUACCAAAAUGACACCUUUGAAUGUGUUUUUCCAUUUUUAUCCUCAACUCGUUUAGUUACACAGACUGAUCAAGAUUUUUUGAUUAAGCUGGACUGAAAACAUGUCACUAAGGGAGAAGCUUUGUUCAGAGUUGAGGGACUUUCAGAAAACUACAAAGAUAAAAAAAAAAAAAAAAAACUAGUUUACUCCCAGUAAACGAAUGAAAGUGUGGAUUUUGAAUGAUCUCUACAUACUAGUCGUCUGUUUCCGGCAGGUUGAGUAUCUUUUUUUUUUUUUUUUUCCUUCUUCUUCCCUGUUUUGUAGAUUUGUGAAUCUGCUCAGUGAAAACUAUUAAUGCAACAUUUACAGUAGGUUUAAUAGUCCUACUGUAGCGUUCGGCUCUCGGUCUGUUUUUUCUCCCGGUAGCUCGAUGGCGCCGCCUGAAUCGACGUUGUGCGGGGACGGGGUGACGUGUCUCCGCUGGUUUCCAGGCAGAAUCGGGUUUUUAUCCUGAGAUGGAUCACAACACACGGCUUUAGAUACUGUCCGUAGUUUUACAGUAGAU
This is a messenger RNA of Fundulus heteroclitus (mummichog), 2753 nucleotides long. RefSeq names its product protein tyrosine phosphatase non-receptor type 1. Lineage: Eukaryota; Metazoa; Chordata; Actinopteri; Cyprinodontiformes; Fundulidae. Gene Ontology annotation, molecular function: protein tyrosine phosphatase activity. The coding region runs from base 441 to 1781 and encodes 446 amino acids. The record is from RefSeq and is a predicted model, not a curated record. The transcript is spliced from 9 exons. Gene Ontology annotation, biological process: protein dephosphorylation.